AUGUCCUAUCACACCUUUGCGGCUCCCUCACAACACGAUUUCACCUUUGUGCUGCCGAACGAACUUGCCCUUGCAGUCCUCAAAAACCUCGACGCCAAAGACCUCAUAAAUGCUGAACAGGUCUCGCGGCGGUGGAAGUCAUUGAUCGAAGACCCGUCAGUCUGGCGAACCAUCUUCUACCGCAGAUACCAGCGACAGGUAAUGACCAACCCUGCGCCGAUUCAAGUGGGCGGAGUGGGUGUUGGAAGGCCCAAUCGACCCGAUCAAGCAUGGCGCAAGAUGUACAAGGCGAGGGUGGAUCUGGAGAAGAAUUGGCGAGCGGGGGCUACGGAUGCUGGCAAGGCUGUUUAUCUAUCUGGUCACACCGACAGCGUCUACUGCCUGCAAUUUGACGAGGACAAGAUCAUCACAGGCUCAAGAGAUCGAACCAUUCGUGUCUGGGAUAUCAACACGUAUCAAUGCCUCCGAGUCAUUGGUCGGCCGAAUGUGAAGCCAGCGCUGGGACCCAAAGUGCUCCGCACCGUGGAUUAUCCCUCCUUUCACAUGGCCACUGCCAGCGUCAAUGGUACGGCUUACGGCGAGGGAAUCUUUUACCCCAACAACGAAUGUCACGACGCCAGCAUAUUAUGCUUGCAGUACGACGACGAAAUCCUGGUCACUGGAUCAUCUGACAACACACUCCUGGUUUGGGACGUGAAAACAUACGAAAUCAUCAAGCGGCUGAAGAGUCAUACUGGAGGCGUACUCGACGUGGCUCUGGAUGCGAAGCACAUUGUCUCGUGCAGCAAGGACUCCAAAAUCAUUGUCUGGGAUCGUGAAAAUCUGGCGGAAAAGGGACAGCUCACGGGUCACAAAGGACCUGUGAAUGCCGUUCAGCUGCGCGGCAAUCUUCUUGUCAGCGCCAGUGGAGACGGCAUUGCUCGGCUUUGGGACCUCAACCAGAUGAAGCUUAUCAAGGAGUUUCCCGCCAAAGAACGAGGCCUUGCAGCAGUGGAGUUCUCGGAAGACAUGAAGUACGUCCUGGCAGGCGGCAAUGACAACAUCACCUACAAGUUCGAGACGGAGACGGGCCGGGAAGUCAUGCAAUUUUCUGGCCAUACCCAGCUUGUCCGCUCGCUGUGGCUCGAUAGCGCCAAUGAUCGCGUUGUUUCCGGCAGCUACGAUCUCGACCUCCGUGUGUACGACUUUGUGACUGGUGAAGAGCUAUGGCGUGGCGAAGAGUGGACUACUAGUUGGAUGCUUGCAGCCAAGUCUGACUACCGUCGCAUCGUCGCGACAAGUCAAGACGGCCGCAUUCUCAUCGUCGACUUCGGCAUUCUGAAGGGUGCACCUACGUACCAGUCGCGUGAUGGCAUGCCAAUUGACAAUAUCGAAUUGCUGCGAGGGAUUGAGCAGACGAACGAGAUCCGCUUCCGGAACCCCUUUAAAAAGUCUUCCAAGACAUUCCGGUAGUCGAUGAUUUUCAUGCGGUUGGGGGUUGGGAACAGGGACUUCCUGGUCAGCUUGUGUUGGGGAGACUUUCUAUGGGAGACAUAUGGAGUGCAGAAUGUCAGGAUUGGACGACAUUCGCUUCUGAUACCACAGUGAGCAGGACAAUAGACAGUGUCGGGCUCGUUUUGGAUAAUUGAAUAGCGUGGCGUAUGAGACUGGGAAUAUACU
Pseudocercospora fijiensis CIRAD86 is the source of this 1659-nucleotide messenger RNA. RefSeq lists its product as uncharacterized. The record is from RefSeq and is a predicted model, not a curated record. Lineage: Eukaryota; Fungi; Ascomycota; Dothideomycetes; Mycosphaerellales; Mycosphaerellaceae. The transcript has a single exon. Bases 1 to 1452 code for a protein of 483 amino acids. Gene Ontology annotation, molecular function: protein binding.